This is a messenger RNA of Dryobates pubescens (Downy woodpecker), 2934 nucleotides long. RefSeq names its product cadherin-1. The record is from RefSeq and is a predicted model, not a curated record. Lineage: Eukaryota; Metazoa; Chordata; Aves; Piciformes; Picidae. Gene Ontology annotation, molecular function: cadherin binding; calcium ion binding. Gene Ontology annotation, biological process: multicellular organism development; cell morphogenesis; calcium-dependent cell-cell adhesion. Gene Ontology annotation, cellular component: adherens junction; plasma membrane; catenin complex.
ACCUGCAGCUCUGCCGCGGCAGCGUCCUAAUCCCUCCGGUAACUGCACCGGCACCGGCAGAUAUGGGGCGGCGGGGGAGCUGCCCGACCCUGCACUGCCUCCUGCUCCUGCUCCAGGCUGGUCACUGGCUGUGUGAAGGGGCAGCACUGUGCCAACCUGGCUUCACUGGGGAUACCUUCACCCUCACCGUGCCGCGGGACAGCGUGGUGGUGGGACGACCGCUGGGACGAGUGAGCUUUGUGGAGUGUGGAGAGCAGCGGCGUGCAGUGUACCUGUCGGAUGACACUCGCUUCAAGGUGAGCAGGGACGGCGUGGUCUCAGCCACCCGGCCCCUGCAGCUCCGGCGGCAGGAGAUCAGCUUCUCUGUCCACACCUGGGACAACACAGGCAAGAAGCAUUCGGCCAAGGUGACCCUGCGCAGGAGGUGGCACCAGCACCACCACCGCCAUCAGCAGGAUGUGGCACCUGGGGUGCUGACCUUCCCUGAGCCCGGCCAUGGCUUCCUCCGGCGGCAGAAGAGGGACUGGGUCAUCCCCCCCAUCAACUGCCCCGAGAACGAGCGCGGGCCCUUCCCCAAGAAGCUGGUGCAGAUCAAAUCUAACAAGGACAAGGAGACAAGAGUCUUCUACAGCAUCACGGGGCAGGGAGCUGACACCUACCCCGUGGGCGUCUUCACCAUCGAGCGGGAGACAGGGUGGCUGGAGGUGACCAGGCCGCUGGACCGGGAAGAGAUGGAUAAGUACUACCUCUACUCCCACGCCGUGUCAGCCAACGGGCAGUCAGUGGAGGACCCGAUGGAGAUCAUCAUCACCGUGACAGACCAGAAUGACAACCGGCCUGUCUUCACCCAGCAAGUCUUCACCGGCUACAUUGAGGAGAAUGCGAAGCCAGGCACGUCCGUGAUGACCGUGAGCGCCACGGACGCCGACGAUGCGAUCAACGUCAACAACGGCAUCAUUGGCUACUCCAUCCUCAGCGAGGAGCCCCAGGGCACGCAGCGGAUGUUCACCAUUGACCCAGAGAAGGGUGUCAUCAGUGUCAUUGGCACGGGGCUGGACCGGGAGACCACUCCCAACUACACACUGAUCAUCCAGGCUGCAGACCAGGAGGGCACUGGCCUCACCACCACAGCCACUGCCAUUGUGGAAGUCACUGAUGCAAAUGACAAUGCUCCCUUUUUCGAUCCCACUAUGUAUGAGGGGACAGUGAAGGAGAACGAGGCUGGGGCACUGGUGACACGGCUGCAUGUGAAGGACCAGGACCUGCAGGGCUCCCCAGCCUGGCAAGCUGUCUACCACAUCAAGAGUGGGGACCCAGAAGGCGACUUCAGCAUCACCACCGACCCCAAAACCAACGACGGCAUCCUGAGAACCGCCAAGGUGGGUCCUGUGCCGCGCAACCGCCCCGCCGCUGGCCACCUCCCCCUGGUGCUGCCCGGCUCCUCUCUCCUCCCCUCUCAGGGCCUGGACUACGAGAGCAAGAACCAGUACAGCCUGGUGGUGACAGUGGAGAACGCCGUCCCCUUCACCGUGUCCCUGCCGCUCUCCACGGCCAGCGUCCUGGUGACGGUGUCAGAUGAGAACGAACCUCCUGUCUUCAUGCCCCCGCUCAAGAAGGUGGAGGUGAGGGAGGACCUGCCAGAGGGCCACCAGGUCACCUCCUACACGGCCCAGGAUCCAGACCGGGACCUGAAGCAGACAAUCACGUACCGCAUGGGCAUCGAUGCCGCGGGCUGGCUGGACAUCGACCCAGUGAAUGGCAUCAUCACGGUGGCUCAGCCCCUGGACCGUGAGUCGGUGCACGCCAUCAACGGCACCUAUGAGGCCCUCGUCCUGGCUGUGGAUAGCGCAUCACCGCCUGCCACUGGCACGGGGACUCUGCUGCUCCUGCUCGAGGAUGUCAAUGACAAUGGCCCCACACCAGAACCACGGAGCUUUGACAUCUGCAGCCGGCAGCCUGAGCCUCAGACACUGACCAUCGUGGACAAGGACCUGCCCCCCAACACCUAUCCCUUCAAGGCUGACUUCAAGCAUGGCUCCAAUGUCAACUGGACUGUCAGGAUGAGCGGACAAGACACACUGGAGCUGAGGCCGCUGAAGGAGCUGGAGCCAGGGGAGCAAAAAGUGUACCUGGAGCUGUGGGACGCACAGGGCAAGUCACAGGUGACACCACUCAGCGUCCAGGUCUGUGACUGUGAAGGGCCGACCAAGAACUGUGAGCGACGUGCCUUUGUUGCUGAAAGCCUGGGUGUCCCUGCCAUCCUGGGCAUCCUGGGGGGCAUCCUGGCACUGCUGAUCUUGCUGCUGCUGCUGCUGCUAUUUGUGAGGAGAAGAAAAGUGGUGAAGGAGCCGCUACUCCCACCUGAAGAUGACAUGCGGGACAACGUCUACCACUAUGAUGAGGAGGGUGGUGGUGAGGAAGACCAGGAUUAUGACCUGAGCCAGCUGCACCGGGGCCUGGAUGCCCGCCCAGAGGUGAUCCGCAAUGAUGUGGCCCCCCCGCUGAUGGCCGCCCCCCAGUACCGGCCCCGUCCCGCCAACCCCGAUGAGAUUGGGAACUUCAUUGACGAGAACCUGAAGGCAGCUGACACAGACCCCACGGCCCCGCCGUACGACUCGCUGCUGGUGUUCGACUACGAGGGCAGCGGCUCGGAGGCCACCUCGCUCAGCUCCCUCAACUCCUCCGACUCCGACCGCGACCAGGACUACGACUACCUCAACGACUGGGGCAGCCGCUUCAAGAAGCUGGCCGACCUCUACGGGGGUGGGGAGGAGGAUGACUAGGGCACCCCAGCCUUGGCACUGGCUUGGCCAGCAGCUGCCUGGUGCAGGCAGCUCACCUCAUUUCACCCCACCAGACUCAUGAUGGGUCUUUGCUGAACCCUCGCUCCAGCACCCCUUCACCCUGGUGUCCACAUUCCCCUCAUUGUGUGCA